AUGGAGCUUGACUAUCGCAUUCUGAGCGACGGUUGGAGAACGGUUAUCCCGAGCAACGCCUUUGAAUCUGGAAUCAAGAAGGGAUGCUCAAAAUUCACAGAGCAUAGAUUGGCGAAUGCUCUUAUGAGCGAGGAGAGAGAUGUGUUGGUUCUGAUCAAGAAGUUGAUGAAGCCCCCGCACGAUGUUCAGGCCGAGAAGCUCUCUAGAGAUGUUUACUGUGCCGCAACUGCAGAAUAA
Messenger RNA from Fusarium odoratissimum NRRL 54006, 237 nucleotides. RefSeq lists its product as uncharacterized. The record is from RefSeq and is a predicted model, not a curated record. Bases 1 to 237 code for a protein of 78 amino acids. The transcript has a single exon. Lineage: Eukaryota; Fungi; Ascomycota; Sordariomycetes; Hypocreales; Nectriaceae.